Messenger RNA from Coffea eugenioides, 1195 nucleotides. RefSeq lists its product as uncharacterized. The transcript has 2 exons. Bases 403 to 837 code for a protein of 144 amino acids. The record is from RefSeq and is a predicted model, not a curated record. Lineage: Eukaryota; Viridiplantae; Streptophyta; Magnoliopsida; Gentianales; Rubiaceae.
UUCCUCAAUGAUUUUGUCUCUCCUUUAACAUCGAAAUUCUCAAUAGAUUUGGGGUUUAUCUCAAAUUGCAGAUAUCCCCAAAUGGGUCUCUUUUAAAAUCCCCAAUUUCGGUGCCAUUGUCUGGGAAUUAGCAACAAACCUCAAAACCAUGACCUAGGGUUUUGUAUUCCAGUUCCCAGUUGUGGAUCAUCUUGCACACAUUGAUAUCUUAUUUUCUUCAAUUCCUCCUUUUAUUUAAUAAUUGUUGUAUAAAUAGCCAUAUUUUCUUCGUUUUACGUAUCAAAUUCUCAAACAUUCAGGUAGGCUGAAUAUUACAGCUUUAACUUGAUUGAAGACUUGAGGUUUGAGCUGGAAAUAUAGUGGAAACUUGGGUUGAAAGAUCGUGGGGUGGUAAUUUGGCAAAUGGCAUCAUCCGGAUUCUUUAUUAUAUGCACUUUACAUUCAGUAAUUGCUAUAACUUGCGGUGCAUUGAUAAUGUUCUAUCUCAAUGAAAUAUCUGCUUUUGGGCACGGUAUUGAGACAGCUAAAAAGAUGCUGGGAUCAACUCCACAUGAUCAGUUGUUAAUACAGAUAUCCAAUUCAUUUGCCGGGUUGCUUUUGUUUGUGAUUGGAUUUUUAUUGUUAAUGGUGGCUUUUGUCAAGGACAGGGACUUUCAGAGCUUUUUCGCUAAGGGGCUUAUUCUCAUUCAUGUCUUGGUAGCACUCUGGAGAGUUUAUUUUGAGAGAAAGCUUGAGGAUUUAGCUCAUGAUUGGCCAAGGCAGCUGGUUGGUGACUUUGCUCUGGCACUCUCGUGGGUGUUCUUUCUUGUAUACUCAUGGAGAGAAAAGUAUGAUUAGACGAGUUGAGAUGAACAAUUAUGUUCCUGAUUGGCCGAAUCACAAGAUUUGCUUGGUAGCAGGUCAACCAUUCUGAAAAGAUAUCUAUUGCGUUGCAGAGUAGCAUUAUGGUGCUUAAUGGAUCACAGCAUACCACCUUUCUUAAAAUGCCUGUUUUAUUUGCUAAAUAAAAUGGUGGUUGAAUUUUGAAGGGGAGUUUGUUGUCAGCAUGAACCUUUGGUUAGCCUGUAAUUUAUCUCUGAUGGAACCGAUGUUGCUAGUUUGAUUUUCUUUACUGUGUCUGAUUUUUCAGAAAUGUACUUAACCAUAGCAUUUGGAAUAAAUAGAAUAGAAAUUGAUAUAUGAAGCUUUUAUGUUA